UUACGCCUCCGCAGUCAGCACGCGCAUUACAGUCAACCUUCCCCUCCCCUACCGCCCUGGCGCACUCCUCCACAGCCGCCGCCGCCGCCUUCUCCGUCCGAGCACUGCCGCUCUCUCUUCCUCUCCUCCACCGAUUCGUGCUCGUCCAGCUCUGGUGGGUAGUGCUAGUCGGCCGGCGACGAGGUAACUCAGCACCAAACAAUCAAACCAUCUAUCGAUCUGCAAUGGAAGCCAAGUUUUUCCGGUUUCUGAAGCUCGUGGGGGUCGGUUUCAAAGCGAGGUCAGAGAGCCAAGGCCGUGAGCUGUUCCUGAAACUGGGGUACAGUCACGAGGUGCAGUUUACCACGCCGCCCGCCGUCCGUGUCUUCUGCUUCAAACCCAACGUAAUCUGUUGCACCGGCAUUGACAAGGACAGGGUGCACCAGUUCGCUGGUGCGGUCCGGAACUGCAAGCCCCCAGAGGUGUACAAGGGGAAGGGCAUACUCUACCUCGAUGAGGUCAUCAAGCUGAAGCCCGGGAAGAAGCAAAAGAAGUGAUGGCUGAAAGGUGUUAGAACUUUAUAUUUGGUUUUUGACCUCUUGAGAUCGAUUCUGCUGUGCGGGUUUGAUUUGAUUUCUUGUGCUAGGCAGAUCAGCAUUGUCCCAGACUUACAUCAGUGUCAGGCAAUGCAAUGUACGUGAGGCAUGUAAUGGAGUUGUAUGACCAUGAAUAGGAAUAAGUUGCCGGUUUAAAUUUGUUUGGCAUCAGCUGAACCGUAAGUUGCAGGUUUGAUUGCAGUUGUGAGUGGAAUGUUUCCUUCCAAA
Molecule: messenger RNA, 803 nt
Organism: Setaria italica (foxtail millet)
Lineage: Eukaryota; Viridiplantae; Streptophyta; Magnoliopsida; Poales; Poaceae
Product: 60S ribosomal protein L6, mitochondrial
Exons: 2
Coding region: 225-536 (103 amino acids)
Biological process (GO): translation
Cellular component (GO): ribosome
Molecular function (GO): structural constituent of ribosome; rRNA binding
Source: RefSeq, a predicted model, not a curated record